Messenger RNA from Ochlerotatus camptorhynchus, 1044 nucleotides. RefSeq lists its product as uncharacterized. Lineage: Eukaryota; Metazoa; Arthropoda; Insecta; Diptera; Culicidae. The transcript is spliced from 3 exons. Gene Ontology annotation, molecular function: acyltransferase activity, transferring groups other than amino-acyl groups. The record is from RefSeq and is a predicted model, not a curated record. Bases 127 to 1029 code for a protein of 300 amino acids.
CUUCAUUCAUAAAAGUGAAAGAGAUAGAGAAAAAUAACUGGUUUGAUUGGCAUCAAACAGCUGAUAAAUAAAAGCCUUGGCCGGGAGAAUCGCAAAUUCAGUCUUGAUAAAGAGCAGUUUGCGAAAAUGACCACGUCUGAUUACACCAGCGACAUAUUGCGCCCAUUAUCUCGCCAGGAGUUAAGUGAUUUGAAGGAUCUGUAUUAUAAGCAUUGCCCACUGGAAAUACAGUUCUAUUUUUUAAUUAAAAACCAGCUCGAAUGGGACGAAAAAUUAGAAAAGUUAAACAGAAAGCAGUCAAUAUGUGCAAGGGCAUAUUUGAAAUUUUAUUCGCCACGGUUUGUAAACCCGAAAGAAACAGGAACAUUCGUGGCGAUAACAUGUGAAGAAUAUCCGAGCGUGUAUUUCCAUUCGUUACGUGAAGGGCCUAGUCAACUAUUAAAGUACUUAACCGAUACCCAGCGAAUCAAUUGGUCCUGUCAUCCUGUAUUGUGUAGCAUAAGUGAUCAGCAUAUGGAAAUUCUGGAUACAUUACUGAAGCAGGUCAAUUGUGUAGGCGAACUGCUAUCCGAUUGCUCGUACUACAUGAUAACGAACAACCAAGCUGCGAGCUUUGAAUAUGAGGUUCCAUCAGAUGUAGUUAUUAAAGAACUUGAUCCUGCUUACGGAAGUUUAAUGAACGAACGGUGGCCGCAUCGUUAUCCUAACUCGGAAAUGUACAUCAAACUACUGAUUGAACUGAAUGGUGGUUUGGGACUAUUCAACAAAGACAGCGACGAUAUUAUAGGCUGGGCGUUGAAGAAUGAGUUUGCUGGUGUUGGUCAUUUACAGGUCAUGCCAAAGCAUCGUCAAAAGGGUUACGGAGAACUACUAGCCAAGGCAAUUACCAAAAAAAUUGCUCUCGAAGAUGGUGGAACUGUAAACUUGUUCAUAGUUGAUAAAAAUGUAAACUCUAUACACUUGUUUACCAAACUGGGAUACAAAUUGAUAGCUGGCUCCAAUUGGAUUCAAGCUAGGAAUAUUCAAUAGAAAGAAGAAUUAACA